Molecule: messenger RNA, 1688 nt
Organism: Aptenodytes forsteri (emperor penguin)
Lineage: Eukaryota; Metazoa; Chordata; Aves; Sphenisciformes; Spheniscidae
Gene: MTRF1L
Product: mitochondrial translational release factor 1 like
Exons: 6
Coding region: 130-897 (255 amino acids)
Biological process (GO): translational termination
Molecular function (GO): translation release factor activity
Source: RefSeq, a predicted model, not a curated record
GAGAGUGAAGAUUUCCGGAAGCUUGCAGAAAGAGAGAUUGCCUCCUGUGAAGAAGAGAUAGCUGAACUGAAACACCAGAUAGCGUUGCUUUUGAUUCCUUCAGAAGAAACAGACAAGAGUGAUCUUGUCAUGGAAGUAACCGCUGGAAUCGGAGGACAGGAAGCCAUGUUGUUCACCUCAGAGAUAUUUGAUAUGUAUCAACGAUAUGCUGCCUAUAAAAAGUGGAAAUUUGAAAUAUUAGAAUACUUUCCCAGUGAAAUAGGUGGCCUAAGACAUGCAGUUGCCAGUAUAGCAGGUCUUGAGGCUUACAAGUACAUGAAAUUUGAAGGAGGAGUGCAUCGUGUUCAGCGGGUGCCAAAGACGGAAAGACAAGGACGCAUUCACACCAGCACAAUGACUGUUGCAAUACUACCCCAGCCCACCGAGAUGAGGCUGCAAAUUAAUCCAAAAGAUCUACGGAUAGAAACAAAGCGAGCUAGUGGAGCUGGAGGCCAGCAUGUCAAUACCACAGACAGUGCUGUACGGAUAGUUCAUAUUCCAACAGGGAUCGUGUCUGAAUGUCAGCAGGAAAGAUCUCAAAUUAGAAACAAAGAGAAGGCUAUGCAAAUGCUAUGUGCUAAACUAUACAACGCCAAACUGGAAGAAGAAACCAAAAAGAGAAACAGUGUUCGAAAGAUUCAAAUUGGAACUAAAGGAAGAUCGGAGAAGAUCAGAACAUACAACUUUCCACAGGACCGGAUUACUGACCACAGGAUAAGCAGAUCAGUGCAUCAUAUGGAGUGUUUCAUGCUAGGGGAAGAAAUGCUAGAUGAAAUGAUACAAACUCUGAAAGAAUAUGCUGAUUAUGAAUCUUUAAUGGAAAUUAUUUCAGAAAAUGAAGAAAAGAGUCUAUCCUGAACGUUGCUCUUUGUCAGCCCAUUACAACAGAUGUAGACAUGUGUCUGCAAAGGAGCUUCUUGGAGCACCACCCAGAAAAUGCAACUGCUUUUCAGAUCAUGAAAGACACCACAACUUGUUUUCCUCAUGACUGAUAAACAGUUUUCUUGCUUGCUGAGUAAAAGACUUUAUUACCUUCAUAUGAGACAUUAUUGCUGCAGCAGUCCACUUAAAAAGUAAAUUUGGCUGGGCCGGAAGUAACUGCAGUUUUUAACUUUCUCCACUGAGAAGAUACUGAUACACCACUCUCGAAAGGUACGCAUUAAAAAAUGGCCUAUUUCUAGCUCCAGUUUUCAUUUAAACAAUAGUUUAAACAUCAGUACAAUGUCAACUAGCUUACUUGAGAGCACAAAAGAAUCCUAUUUUGUUUGAGUGAUUGGAAGAAAGUGAUAAAUAAAUGACCCUGCUACUAAUCUGCACAUUUGUUAAUCACUUAUAUGUGGCAUGGGAGAGGGAGUCAAAGUGUUAUCUUCAUGUUUUCAUGGCCUUCUGGCCCUUAUUAAUAAACACAAAAAAUUGUGUAGGAAUAUCCCUUGUUCCAAAAAAAAAAGCUGUGGAAGCCAAGUGACAAGUUACAUGAAUUGUUUUUGAAAAGGAUGUUUCUGUUCUUGAGUCAAAAGUUAAAAGAAUCAUUACAAUAUUGUUUGGCUGAUAUUUCAGUCUCCAUUUGGCUUCAGUUCAGUUUCUCCUUUAUGUUUUUAAUUGAGGCUCCAGUUUAUUGAUUUUCUAAACAUUACAUGGUAUGAAUGGCA